GAGCGGGCGGGGGAGGGGUGUUUUCAAACCCGACAGCCACAGCGGCCGGAGCGGGGGCUGAGCCGGAGCCCCUGGGCACCGCCGGUGGCGGCGGGCAGCACCCGCUCCCCUGUCGGAUCCCCGCGGCCGCGCCGCCACGGAGAGAGGCGGGGGGAAGCGGCGGGAGAAGGAGGAGGACGCGUCCCGCCGCUGGCUCUCGGGAGAAGAAUAAUUCGUUCAGCUGCUUGGUCUGCCAGUACAAGGCAACCGCUGCUGAGGUGGAGCACAGUGACUCGCACAGCACAGGUGACACUAGGCAACAAAGGAAGGACAAGAAAUGAGAGAAUGCCAGGCUCAGUUGCACAGUUCUUCAUGCUAGUUCUAGCCAGACGCUCCAGAUGAAAUAAGAUAUGGGAAAUAUAGAAGAACAGAGGUAGUUGAGAAGAUUGCCUUAUGCUAGAUCCCCUGCUUUUUAAAUGCAAACACAUUCUAGAGCUCAAGGAUAAAUGCAAUAUCUUUGGAAUUAACCCAUUUACUAUUAAUAUUCUCAUAGAAGUUCAGUCUUGUGCCCCAUUGAUUUGCUAUAAUAGCAGUCAGCUAACCUUCAAGAUGAACUGUGCAACAGGGCUACCAAAGAAAACCUUCCCUAAGCAUCAUGUAACGUUUUGCUGCAUGUGUUAUGGGGAAGACAUGCAGGAAUAAGAAGACACACCAUGAACCGACUGAUAGAAGAUACAGCUAGCUAAACAGCUAUAAAAUGCCCAAAUUUGGGUCUACAAAAGCAGUUCAAGUUGAAAAUUCUGACAGUGAUAGCACCAUGGUGGAAAAACCAACUGCAAGAAAGAGCAAGGACAAGAUUGCAUCCUACAGCAAAACUCCAAAAGUGGAUAGGAGUGAUGUGGGGAAGGAGAUGAAAGAAAAGUCUUCCAUGAAACGUAAACUUCCUUUUACUAUUAGUCCAUCCAGAAAUGAAGAUCGCAAUUCAGACACAGAGAAGGAAGGUCCGGAGAAAAAGAAAAUGAAGAAGGAUGCUGGAAAUAAGAAAUCAACACCAGUUAGUAUUCUUUUUGGUUAUCCUCUGUCAGAGCGCAAACAGAUGGCACUUCUCAUGCAGAUGACAGCAAGAGACAACAGUCCAGAUUCUGCCUUAAAUCAUCCCUUACAAACAACACCAACACAAAAGAAAACUCCAAGCUCCUCUUCAAGACAAAAAGACAAAGUUAACAAGAGAAAUGAACGAGGAGAGACUCCUCUACAUAUGGCAGCAAUUCGAGGGGAUGUUAAACAGGUUAAGGAGCUAAUCAGUUUAGGUGCAAAUGUGAACGUAAAAGAUUUUGCAGGUUGGACACCACUGCAUGAAGCUUGUAAUGUAGGUUACUAUGAUGUUGCUAAAGUCCUGAUAGCAGCAGGUGCUGAUGUGAACACACAGGGCUUGGACGAUGAUACGCCACUUCAUGAUUCUGCUAGUAGUGGGCAUAGAAACAUUGUGAAGCUCUUGCUUCGACAUGGUGGAAAUCCAUUUCAAGCUAAUAAGCAUGGGGAGAGACCUGUUGAUGUUGCUGAAACAGAAGAGUUGGAAAUGCUAUUGAAAAGGGAGGUGCCCAUCUCUGAUGAUGAGGACAGUUGCUCAGACUCUGAAGAAGCUCCAUCUGUAAAUCCUUCCAGUGUAGAGGGGAAUGUGGAUUCAGAAGCAGAAAAGGACUCUGUAGCCAAUGACAGCAAACAAAUGGUCCCUAGUAAGGCACCACUUCCAUCUGCUCUUGAUGAGUAUGAGUUUAAAGAUGACGAUGAAGAUGAAAUGAAAAAAAUGAUUGAUGAUAAACAUAUUCUUAGGAAAGACCUAAGGAAAGAGGAUGAGACUGAAGUUGAAAAGAACAGCGUAUUUGUGAAACAAGAAAAAGUUGUCUUUUCAAAAUCAUUUAAAAGCAAAAAGCAGAAACCAUCUCGAGUUCUGUAUUCAAGUUCUGAAAGUUCAGAUGAAGAAAUACUUCAGGACAAGAAGACAGUCUCUCCUUGCUCUAUUUCAGAGACAUCAAAUUCUGAUGUAAGAGUGAAGAAAGAAUAUAUAGUUACAAAUGAACACAAGCAAAAAGGCAAAGUUAAAAGGAAAGUAAAAAAUCAGAGCAAAAAUAAAGAGAAUCAAGAACUAAAGCAAGAAAAAGAAAAUACUAGAGUAACAAAUAUAGCUACUUCUGCGUUAGAUUCUUUAGAUAAAACUAGAGAGGAAGAAACCUUUAAGAAGUCUUUCACCCCAAAAGACGAUUCUUCUUUACAUCUGUUUCAUAUCACUGCUGGCAAAUCUCCGAAGCACCCCUGUGGAUUAAGUGAAAAGCAGUCAACACCAUUAAAGCAAGAAAACACCAAAACUUGCUUAUCACCAGGAGGUUCUGAAAUAACAUUGCAAUCUGAAUUAGUUCGCUAUGAUCACAACACUGAUUCUGAAUAUCUAGUAGAAAGUUCUAGUGGCAAAUCUUGCAAGCACAAAGAAAAAAGCAGGCAUCAUCAGAAAGAUUUUAACUUAGAAUUUGGUGAAAAAUCUAGCCCUAAAUUUAAAGAGGAAGAUAAUAGCUCAACAUUUGAGAAUUCAGAGUAUACUCUGAGAAAGACUGACAAGGAAGGUAAAACACUUAAAAAGCAUAAAUUAAGGCACAAAGAAAGAGAAAAGGACAAGCACAAAAAGGAACAGGAUGGGGAGAAGGAAAAACAUAAACAUAAAGAUAAUGUUAAAGAGGUUCAAAGAAGUAUUGAGUUUGACAGAGAAUUUUGGAAAGAGAACUUUUUCAGAAGUGAUGAAAAUGAAGAUAUGUUGUUAAAUAUAGAACAUGAAUCUCUUUCUUCAGACAGAAAAUCAAAGCUGGAAAAAGCUGUGGCGAAAGAAGAUAAGAUAGUUAAGGAGAGACAGUUCCAGAAAGAGAGAAAUGCUAAAGAGGAGAGAGAGAAAGAGAAGAACAAAAAGGAGAAUGAGAAGUUUCUCAAGGAUGAAAAAAUAAAAGAUACAAAAGAAGAAAAAGAAAUUAUGCUUGCAGAUAAAGAAAUGGAAUUGUUCUGCUUUGGUGUUAAAGACGAGGCAGCCAGCACGCAUUUAAUAGAAAAAGAAACAGAUACUGAAAAGCAGGAAAAGAAUUUAAAGGAAAAUAAAGAAAAGACUGAAAAGCGAACCUCAGCCAGAGAAAAAGAUGUUGAAAAGAUAGAAAGAAAAAAUGGAGAAAAAGAGAAAAAGGUAAAACAUGAACACAAGCUAGAGAAAGAAAAAGCAGAAGUAAAUGAAAAUAUAGAGAAAGUAAAGGAGAAGCCGAAUUUCCAGCAAGUAGAAAGGUGCCAUAAGGAAAACGAUAAAAUAAAAAACAUGGGUACUUCUAAAAAACUUGAUGACAAAGAAAGAAAUAAAGAAAAAACUGAUAAGAAGCAUGACAAAGAAAAGGCUGAUAAAGACAGACAUUGGGCUGAAAGCAAAGAAAAACACUGUACUGAAAGAAAAGUCAAACAGUCUGAAAAAGAAUCUGAAUAUACUAAAACAGAAAAAAAUAGAACUAAAGACAAAGAGCUUGAAAAAAAAGACAAAUCCAAAGACAAGGAGAUCUCAACAGCAGCAAACUCAAAACACAUGCAAGAGGAAAGGAGAUGCAGUAUUACAGAAAGUAAUAAAACAGUGCAUGACAAACUGUCAUCUUUGAAAGAAAAACCAAAAGAUGAUUUAUUGAAAACUGCAGAUGGUAGAGAGAAAGAUAAAAAAGAUAAAGAUAUAGAUAGGUACAAAGAGAGAGACAAGCAUAAAGAUAAACUGCAUCAAAGUAGUUUACUUAAACUAAAACUCGAACAUGAGAAACUUAAGCCUAAACCAGCUCCUGCACCAAAGGAUGCUCGACCUAAAGAAAAAAGGUUAGUCAACGAUGAUUUAAUGCAGACUAGUUUUGAAAGAAUGCUUAGCCUUAAAGAUCUGGAAAUAGAGCAGUGGCAUAGAAAACAUAAAGAAAAAAUAAAACAGAAAGAGAAGGAACGUUUAAGAAACCGCACUUGUUUAGAACUUAACAAGAUGAAAGAAAAACCAAAACACUCAUUAGCUGAAGUAAAAAGCAAAGAACUGAUUCGUUCAAAAAGCUCAGAGUUGCCAGAUGUUUGUAUGAAGGAAAAACAGCAGAAGGAUGCUACAAAUAAUAGAUCGCAAUCAGUAGAUACGAGAAAUGUCAAUGUUACAAAGCCUUCAUUGGUUUUAGAUAAUUUAAAUAGAUCCCCCAAAUCAGAAAGUGAAAAGACAGGUCUGAGCUCCAGAUCGGUGUCCAUGGUUUCAGUUGCAAGCUCUGAGGAUUCUUGCCAUACCACAGUAACUACUCCAAGGCCUGUAAUCGAAUAUGAUUCAGACUUUAUGCUAGAAGGUUCUGAUUCCCAAAUGCCUUUCUCACAAUCACCAUUUUUGGCAAGUGCUAAAUCACCAGCCCUUCUUGAAAAAGAGACCGAUGGUCUUGCUGAGUUGCCAGAUCACAUUAAGCCACCUUUUGCAAACAGGCUUCCACUAAUGUACAUUAGAUCAGCAUCUGUUGAAGAUGUGAAACUGGUUUUAAAUGAGUGUAGACCUGUUACGGAGGUUCGAAGAUGCAGCAUGCCUGCUGCUGUUUCUGAACACAGCAAACAGCCUCAAAUAUCAGAAGAAAAUAAUCAGAAGGCUCUGCCGUCAGUUCAGACUUAUGCUAGCAUUUCUCCUAAACCAGAACUACUGUGUAGCAUGCUUGAAAGGGAUUUUCAAAGUAGUAUGUCUGGUUUGCAGUCAAACUUCACAUCAUGUCCAACUGGAGCUGUUAGCAACAAGCAGGCAACAAUGGGUACAAGUACCAUGAAAAAUAUUUCUCAGCUGAGCCCUUCAGAAGACUAUAAUAUGCAUUUAGAGCCAUGUAGUCAAAGCGGUGUGACUCAGCAAACUAAACCGUGGGACGUGCCUUUUGACAGACUUAAUUCAUUAAACAAUGAGUUUAACAGCUCAGGUUAUGAUGUAUCAGAACAAGAUACUAACAGUGUUAUAGCAAUGCAUAAUUCUGAAAGCAGGACAUUAAGAGAGCAACAAGUAUCUGAAAUUUUCCCUCAGCAUGCUGAAAUUAAGGGAAGUUCCAGUUCUCAAAAAUCUGCAUCAUUUUUGCCUUCACAGUCACCUUGUUCUUUACCUAUCCAGCCACUCCCAGAUGUGUCUAAACAUGUUUCUUUACCAGGCAUUAGCAGUCAAGAUUCAUCAUUGGUACAACAACAAAAUCUAGUUCAAACUACAACUUCUACUUUGGAUACAGAUGCUACUAGUACCAAAGAGCUGGAAAACACUUCCUUCCCUUCAAAUAUUAAGAAGGCUGAUGCACCCAUUGCUGUAUACUCUGAGAGAUCUGUGAAGGAUAUUUCACAGAGCUAUGAAAGGGUGAAUGAUUUACCUACGAUACCAUUAGAAAAAGAUAUUCCUGAAAGCGAUAGCAGUUCACAAUUAAAUGUAAAUUCGUAUGCAUUCAGUAAAGUUGUUUGUAAGAAUGCUGAGAGUGAAGUGGAUAGUAACACAAGAGAUACUUCAGACAUGAGAAAUGAAAAAGGCCAACAAGAAAAGUUGGUUUCAGUGCAUGUUGUUGAUAAUAAAGCCAACGAUCUCUGUGAACUAAAUUCAGGAAUGUCGAAGGGAAUUAUGAACGAAUUGGCUAAUAAAAACCCCUGCACUGCAGACAGAGAAAAUGUGUUGACAGAUGAUCCACCACACUACUCCUCUUUAUGUAAUUUGGAAAAUAGUUCACAACAGAUUACACAGGAAGAGGUGCAUAAAUACAGCCAAAUAGUUAAACUAGAAGAAGAAAUUGCUGAGGAUCAGAAGGUGGAACAGCAAGAAGUACCUCAAAGAAUUACGAGGAACAGAGCAAAUAUGCUUGCUAACCAGGGUAAGCAGAAUCCGCUUGGCUGCACGCAGACAUCAGAAAAAGAGUCUGAAUUGUCAGCAUCUAUGAAAGCAAGGAUUAGAUUAACAGAAGAGGAUGAUGCUCAGGUACAUCAUCCACGUAAAAGAAAGGUGUCACGUGUGCCUCAGCCUGUGCAAGUGAACCCUUCUUUACUGCAAGCUAAGGAGAAAACCCAGCAGUCACUGGCAGCUGUUGUUGAUUCUUUGAAACUUGAAGAGAUUCAGCCAUACAGUUCUGAGAGAGCAAACCCAUAUUUUGAAUACUUGCACAUAAGAAAAAAAAUAGAAGAGAAGCGUAAAUUACUAUGCAGUGUUAUUCCUCAGGCACCUCAAUAUUAUGAUGAAUAUGUGACCUUCAAUGGCUCAUACCUUCUGGAUGGCAAUCCCUUGAGCAAAAUAUGCAUCCCAACUAUUACACCACCUCCCUCACUGUCGGACCCACUUAAGGAACUAUUUAAACAACAGGAGGUUGUAAGGAUGAAACUACGUUUACAGCACAGUAUUGAAAGGGAAAAGCUUAUUGUUUCUAACGAACAAGAAGUUCUACGUGUUCAUUAUCGAGCAGCAAGAACACUAGCUAAUCAAACGCUACCAUUCAGUGCCUGCACUGUUCUGCUGGAUGCCGAGGUUUAUAAUGUGCCUCUGGAUGCUCAGGCUGAUGACAGCAAAACAUCAGUGAGGGAUCGAUUUAAUGCAAGACAGUUUAUGUCGUGGUUACAGGAUGUUGAUGAUAAGUUUGAUAAAUUAAAGACGUGCCUUUUGAUGAGGCAGCAGCAUGAAGCAGCGGCUUUAAAUGCGGUACAGAGACUGGAGUGGCAGCUUAAACUACAAGAACUUGAUCCCGCUACAUACAAAUCUAUCAGCAUUUAUGAAAUCCAGGAGUUUUAUGUUCCUCUUGUUGAUGUUAAUGAUGACUUUGAAUUGACACCAAUAUGACAACCAACAUCUUCUGGCUCACCCUUUCCCUUGGACAACUAGAGAUUGAGGUGCAGUGAUAUAGAAAAGUAUUUUUCUUUUAAGACAGAGCACUUAAUUCUGUGGAAUACUACCUUUCUCAAAAAUUCAGGUAUUCCUUCACAGAAGUGUGGCACAGGCUCUUGUUCAAACACAGAAGAUUGAUGCUGAUUUUAAAGUCAGUGUCCCAGUAACUGCCAUUAUCUGUAUUUCAAAAUUGCCUGUAGCUUUAGAGCUUAUUGCUGAAAAAGAUGAUGAAACAUGGGGAGUUAACAGCGCUGGAAGCUGUUAAUAACUAAAACAGCCACCAAAAAAAAAAAAAAAGAUACUUAAAAUCUGCUAUAAAGCUUUGUAUUAUGAAACUUCAGUAAUAGUUGAACUCCUGCAGAAAAAUGAUGAAAAAGCCUGUGGAAGAAAAUGUAAGACUUGGAGGAAAAUAGUCUAUUAAUCUUAUAUUUUGUAAAUUACUGUACAGUUUUCUUUUUGGAAAAAGAUGUAAUAUCAUCUUCAUUUUUAAAUAAUUUAUUUUAUACAUAUUGUGCAAAUGUAAAUAAUCUUGUAAUUAAUGUUCAAACCUGUAUAAAGUAGAUAUUUUAACUGUAAAAUUGUUUUUGUCUAAUGUUUUAUUGGACCAAAGUUGUAGUUUUUAUUAUGUGUAGUGUGUUCCCGGUUGGCAGUUCUUUUUUGUAUGGCAUGUGUUUGAUUUAGCUGCUUGCUUCAUCACCAUAACUGUAAAAGAAUUGAAACUGAAAUGUAUUGCAUGCUUCACAGAACUCUUAACUUCUUUACUUCAAUAACUGAUACCUAAACAAUUGUAAUAUUUACAAAAUCAUAUUUCAUAUUAGUCUGCUGUUGUAAUGCCAUACCUAUGACUUGCUAUACUGAAAAUAUUUUUGUGGAAAACAAAAAAAACCCUUUUGCUCUUAUAUGGCGGUCUCAUAACAGAGCCUAUUUUUUUCCAACAAAAUGCCUUUGAAUUAAAAUUCUUAAAUUGUAUAUUGUCUAUUUUAAUAGUAAUCUAUGGAAGGAUAUGUAAAUAGUUGUAAAUAUAAUGUUUAAUAAAUUUUAUUGGUCAUGUUA
Molecule: messenger RNA, 7927 nt
Organism: Aquila chrysaetos chrysaetos
Lineage: Eukaryota; Metazoa; Chordata; Aves; Accipitriformes; Accipitridae
Gene: ANKRD12
Product: ankyrin repeat domain 12
Exons: 14
Coding region: 737-6829 (2030 amino acids)
Cellular component (GO): nucleoplasm
Molecular function (GO): protein binding
Source: RefSeq, a predicted model, not a curated record